CGUGGUUGUUUGUUUGCCACCACUCCACUCAGGCCGCCCUUCUGCGCUGAGCUAUAUAAUGGAAUUCCUUAUCUUUUAUUCUAAUCCUUCUUCCAACGAACAAGUUUACAAAUACUCUCUCUUCUCUUUCUUCUCAUUUACCCCCCAAUACACAACACUUAAUCAUGUCUGGUCGAGGAAAGGGUGGCAAGGGUCUCGGCAAGGGUGGUGCCAAGCGACACAGGAAGGUCCUUCGUGACAACAUCCAGGGUAUCACCAAGCCCGCUAUCCGACGUCUUGCUCGACGAGGUGGUGUCAAGCGUAUCUCUGGUCUCAUCUACGAGGAGACUCGAGGCGUCCUUAAGAUCUUCCUUGAGAACGUCAUCCGUGACUCUGUUACCUACACUGAGCACGCUAAGAGGAAGACUGUCACCUCCCUCGACGUUGUCUACGCCCUUAAGAGGCAGGGCCGUACCCUUUACGGUUUCGGUGCUUAAGCCAUUUAAGUGUUGGUCCAGGAGGUAGCAGGGCUUUGUCAAUGUUCUUCGUUUUCGCUACUUUAUUUAUAUAUGCCAUCGUGAGAUGAUGCACGUUAUGUUAGUCUGCA
Molecule: messenger RNA, 586 nt
Organism: Cryptococcus deneoformans JEC21
Lineage: Eukaryota; Fungi; Basidiomycota; Tremellomycetes; Tremellales; Cryptococcaceae
Exons: 4
Coding region: 165-476 (103 amino acids)
Biological process (GO): nucleosome assembly
Cellular component (GO): nucleosome
Molecular function (GO): protein heterodimerization activity; structural constituent of chromatin; DNA binding
Source: RefSeq, a predicted model, not a curated record